GAGAUCACGUGAUCAUAACAGUUCGCUUCAACAUGGCGGAUUAGUAAUUUUACCGAGAACUUGUGUUUUGUCAUGUUUACAUUCGUAAUUAAUUUUAAAGAGGUUUUGCUUAUGUGAUUAUUAAUAUGAUAUCGUCUAUUAUUUCCCGACUGGUGAUAUUGGUAUUUGGGACACUCUAUCCGGCGUAUGCAUCAUACAAAGCUGUGAGGACUAAGAAUUUAAAAGAAUACGUAAAAUGGAUGAUGUAUUGGAUAGUAUUCGCGUUGUUCACAUGCACGGAGACCUUCACUGACGUGUUCCUAUCAUGGUUCCCGUUCUACUACGAGGUGAAGAUCGUCAUAGUGUUGUGGCUGCUGUCACCAGCUACCAAGGGAUCAUCAAUACUGUACAGGAAGUUUGUACAUCCGGCGCUAUGCAGGCGGGAACAGGAGAUCGAUGAAUACAUAGCUAAAGCCAAAGACCAGGGUUACCACACUGUACUCAAUCUGGGUACCAAGGGAGUCAACUAUGCCACCACUGUUAUCAUGCAAACUGCAAUCAAAGGAGGCGGUGGUUUAGUACAACAGCUUCGUAAGAGCUACAGUCUGUCGGACCUGAGCGAGUGCGAGCCGCGAGAGGAACGAGCGCCCGAUGAAGCGGACGACGUGCUCGCCGAGCCAAGGCUCAUACGACGAGCUAUUAAGAGUGGUUUCGCGACUCGUCGCAGCGCGUCAGAAUCAAACAGUCGUACUCCGAUAUAUUUCCCCGAAGUAGACGUCGACGUGCGUGGACCCAGGCGUGUUGAUGAACCUGAUUUCAGUCACAUAAAAUCCAGCGAGGACAUUAGUUCCGGCUACUCAUCAGCGGAGAACUCGUCUUGUUUAAGUCGCACGUCGUCCGCUGGGGCCCGUUCUCGUCGCGUCACACGGACUACGAUCACGUCCAUCAAGAGACCGCAGGCCGCUGAGGACAAUGAAGUCAUCGAGGAGCUUCCCUACGACGAUAUAUGUGACAAUUCCAAUAAUCACCGUAUCUCUUCCCCCCUUUAUUUAUCCCACACAAAUCCUCCUUUCAUAUACCAGUACGCAGGAGAUCAGGUUAAUAUUAUACAAGUAUUAGGUAAUUAUCCACUGAGCAAUGAAUUUGAUAAAAAAAUUAAUAAUCUAGAUUCACGGGACCAAAAAGAAACUGUUCACAAAACGUCACAAAAAUUAGACGCCCAAUUUAAGAGUGAUAAUGAAAAUGUUAUAAAAGAUUUAAACGUGACAAACAUUCCUGUACAAGAAGAAAUCAAAGACAAUAAAAAUAAUAUGAUUAGCCAAAAUAAUGAGAGUGUAAAUAUUGUUAAUACUGAAAACGUUAAUGCAGAAAAUGACUUCAUUGAAAAUACGGGCGAGUUUAAAACUAUGGACGAAAUUACUGAUCUUAAUGAUGAGGGUGAACCUGAAAUUAAAAUUCAUAACACACUUGAAAGUGACGAAAGUUCGUUUGAAACCCCGACUUCUGUUGAGAGUGACGAAGGAUCGUUUGGAACGCCGGCAUCCACGCCUAAAACUGUCCGUAAAAUGUCAAAAGGCAAAUAUGGCAAAGACAAAGCACCUAUGCCACCUAGCAAUAAAGUUUUAGACGAUAAACAAGAAAUCCAAGAAGAUUCUGAAAAUUUAUCAAUUCGUACUGAAGUCAUUGAAUCUAUUGAAACCAAGGAAAAGAAAAGUGAUGACGUCGUAGUUAUGCCUAUAAUAGAAGACAUUGAAAAAGCGACUACAGAUUUUAAUUUAAAUGAAUCAGAAAUAGCAAUUGAUGCUGGUGAUUUAAAGUUGGAAAUUAAUAAUACUUCAAAUUCUUCGUUAUAUUUAGACGACAAACAUGACAAGAAAAGUCAUAAAUCAAAAUCGCCCGGUCCAAAAGCAAUGUCAACUCUCGGUAAAAUGCUACAACUACCAAACAAAUUAGUAUUUUGGCAUAAAGCAACAGGUAAUGUAUCCGACGCAUCGGAUUCAAGCAGGAAAUCUUCUAUUGAGAGUUUAAAAGACGAGUCUCGAGGUUGCAGUUAUAUAAAUACCGUUCAUAAAAGCGAUUAUGAAAACGACAAAAAUAAAUCAGACGAAAAAUUAAGCACAGAUAACAUAUCGCAAGAAAUUUCAGAGAAAAGUGAUGAAUUACAAAAAGUUAUAGAAGCGAAACUUGAAAGUAAUCCUGAAUAUAAAUUCAUACCUUUAUGCGAGGACAUACAGAUAUCCAAAAGCACUGAUGUAUAGCUAAUCCUUUUCCAAGUCCAUUUCAAACGAGGCAGAGCAAACAGCUAUGCUGUCGGCCUCUGCUACAAUACCUCGUGCUAAAAAGUCUAAUAAAAGGAAACCACAGUAGGCAAAUAUAACAAAAUAGUAUUGUUUCUGAAAUUAUAUGUAACUAAAUUUAAUCAUCAUACAAGAAAACAACACAAUUAUUCAGUCACGCAUAUAUUGUUUUCUAUGGCGAGCCUACUUCAUGAACAGAAGAAAAAAAUCCUUAAUAAUAAUUAAUUUGCUAUAUCUGGAGCUUAGUGCUAUGAGGGUUGAUAAUAUAAAUAUUCCAUGACCUUUGAGAUGGUUGGUUUAAAUAAAAUAAAUAUGGACA
Molecule: messenger RNA, 2595 nt
Organism: Danaus plexippus (monarch butterfly)
Lineage: Eukaryota; Metazoa; Arthropoda; Insecta; Lepidoptera; Nymphalidae
Gene: ReepA
Product: receptor expression-enhancing protein 1
Exons: 10
Coding region: 126-2237 (703 amino acids)
Biological process (GO): endoplasmic reticulum tubular network organization
Cellular component (GO): endoplasmic reticulum tubular network; endoplasmic reticulum membrane; cytoplasmic microtubule
Molecular function (GO): microtubule binding
Source: RefSeq, a predicted model, not a curated record